Pelobates fuscus (common spadefoot toad) is the source of this 2659-nucleotide messenger RNA. It is a transcript of the gene RALGPS2, whose product is annotated as Ral GEF with PH domain and SH3 binding motif 2. Gene Ontology annotation, cellular component: plasma membrane. The transcript has 21 exons. Gene Ontology annotation, biological process: Ras protein signal transduction; positive regulation of GTPase activity. Gene Ontology annotation, molecular function: guanyl-nucleotide exchange factor activity. The record is from RefSeq and is a predicted model, not a curated record. NCBI's taxonomy places the organism in Eukaryota, Metazoa, Chordata, Amphibia, Anura, Pelobatidae. The coding region runs from base 264 to 2099 and encodes 611 amino acids.
UCUGUGAGCAGCUGCUGCAGGUCUGAGCUCCGGCGGGCGGGGGCGCACACGGCCCCUAGCCGGCGUCUGAAUGAGAGAGAGUGUGAGUGAGAGGAGGGAUAGAUCGACAGAGAGCGAGCAGCGGGCCGGAGAUACGGGGAGCGGCGUACACACUGACCCCGGGACUGGGGGGGGCUCACACAGCACCGGACAGGAUGGUGCACCCAUGGAGAUGAAAUGAUCGUCAUAUCAAGGAGGGGGUAAGCACUGAUGGUGCCCAAAGGAUGGACUUUAUGAAUGGCCAAUCGAGCAGCACUGCUGUACCAGCAACUGCAUCAGAGAAGAGCAGCAGCUCUGAGUCAUUAAGUGACAAAGGCUCUUCUGAGUUAAAGAAAAGCUUUGAUGCGGUUGUGUUCGACGUCCUCAUGGUCACUCCAGAAGAAUAUGCUGGUCAGAUAACACUAAUGGAUGUUCCAGUCUUUAAAGCAAUUCAGCCAGAGGAGUUAUCAAGCUGUGGUUGGAAUAAGAAGGAAAAGUACAGUUCUGCACCAAAUGCUGUGGCCUUUACAAGACGUUUCAAUCAGGUGAGCUUUUGGGUAGUCAGAGAGAUCCUUCAUGCACAGACACUAAAAAUUCGUGCUGAGGUUUUGAGCCAUUACAUUAAAACUGCGAAGAAACUCUAUGAAUUAAACAAUCUUCAUGCAUUAAUGGCCGUGGUAUCUGGUUUACAGAGCGCACCUGUCUUCAGACUUACAAAAACAUGGGCACUUUUAAGUCGGAAGGAUAAGACCACCUUCGAGAAAUUGGAAUAUGUAGUUAGUAAAGAAGAUAAUUACAAACGGCUUAGGGACUACAUCAAUAGUUUGAAGAUGACUCCAUGUAUUCCAUACUUGGGUAUUUACCUCUCAGACCUCACGUACAUAGACUCUGCAUACCCAUCUACUGGCAGCAUUUUGGAAAACGAGCAGAGAUCGAAUUUAAUGAACAAUAUUCUGAGGAUCAUCUCUGACUUACAACAGUCCUGCGAAUAUGAAAUCCCUUUGCUGUCUCAUGUGCAGAAAUACCUGAACUCUGUACGCUACAUCGAGGAGCUUCAGAAAUUUGUAGAGGAUGACAAUUACAAAUUAUCCUUAAAAAUUGAACCCGGGACCAGCACUCCUCGUUCUGCAGCUUCAAGAGAAGACUUAGUGGGUUCCGAGGUUGGCGCUUCACCUCAAAAUUCUCGUAAGAGCAUUCCAGUGGAAGGAGUGUUACUACCACCAACACCACCUUCUCCACGAAACCUGAUCCCCCAUGGACAUCGCAAGUGUCAUAGUCUUGGAUACAAUUUCAUCCAUAAAAUGAACACAGCAGAGUUUAAAAGUGCGACCUUCCCCAAUGCUGGACCGCGGCACCUUCUAGAUGACAGUGUUAUGGAACCUCAGACACCCUCACGAGGACAGGCUGAAAGUUCCACACUUUCUAGUGGAAUAUCCAUAGGAAGCAGUGAUGGCUCAGAGAUCAGUGAAGAUAUGUCAUGGCCAGCGUUUGAAAGGACAAGGUUAUACCACUCUAUGGGUCCAAUGACAAGAGGGGCAUGGAAUGGAUACCGAGGCGCAGUGAAAUCUGGAAGGACUCCACGCAUUCUGCAUUCUAUACGCAGACUCAGGAUGUCAUCCUUAACUCGGGGCUGCGUUCAGCUGCGCAGUUCCAGUUCUGCUGAGUCAACAGAGCUGGCUGUGCACUUAUAUCCUGGAGUGGUAACCAUUCAGGGGGUUCUACGGAGGAAAACGCUGUUAAAAGAAGGGAAAAAACCAACAGUUGCAUCUUGGACCAAAUACUGGGCUGUACUGUGCGGUACACAAUUGCUUUACUAUGCAGCAAAAUCCCUGAAAGCCACAGAGAGAAAACAUUUCAAAUCCACAUCAACAAAAAAUGUAUCCGUAUUGGGCUGGAUGGUGAUGAUGGCUGACGACCCUGAACAUCCUGAUCUCUUUCUAUUAACAGACUCUGAGAAGGGAAACUCAUACAAAUUCCAGGCCGGUAACCGAGUAAACGCCAUGCUAUGGUUUAAACAUCUUAGUGCUGCUUGCCAAAGCAACAGACAACAGGUUCCUGCUAACCUGAUGACUUUUGAGUGAUGCACCUCUCACUAGGAGUGUCUUAAGAUUGUGGAAUAUAACAAACCCCCUUUCUUAAGUCACAAACCUGAAUGGCAGAGAGCAGAGGGGGAUUGGAGUGAUGAGCCAUACUUUACAAGAUUUUGCAUCAUUUUUCUUGGCAACAGCACCUUAGAGCAAUGAACAAAACAGAUUUAACUUGCAGCACUGACAACCAGAAGCAGGAAGCAAGCAACUUCUCAUCACCACAUCUGUUCAUUUCCCUUGGUGGGAAAUCAAGCAAACCUGAACAUGUGGGCAGUAUCAGCCAUGGACCUCAUAUUGAGACAGCCUAUGUAUAUACAGAUAGAUUUUUCUUUUCCUUAAACGUUUCACUGAACCAGUCUGUGCAAACCACUGCCUUAAAGACAAACAAAAAGAAAUGUGUUGAACUUCAACACCAAAUAGUGUGUGCAAGCGAGUGCAUUCACAUGUGUGUUACACAACAUUUUGUGACUUUGAAUUGAGUUUGUUUUUAACUUUGAAUAACUGUCAGACUCACUGUUUGGAGGAGGGGAAUGAAUGUGGUCUUUUGUGGGGUU